CAACGGGACGUACUAAAUCCGUACGGUGUUGUUUUUGAUAGGAAUAAUAGCCGAGAUGGUUCGAUUGCUGACUUAAAGUCACAUCAGCGUUGUAAUAUGUGCCGUGUGGAGACCGUAAAUAGUCGCCCCGUACAUUCAAUCAGGGAUGUUAUAUUUCCGAUCCUUUAAUAUUGUUCAGAACGACAAUAUUGUUGUGCUUGUGAUUACCGACAAGAUGGAAGAAUCAUGCAACGGAAUACCAGUCUUAGAUUUUGAAAGUCUUGGUCUACACAGAAAACGGGAACUUAUAGACAAAAAGGAGCUGAAAAUUGUCGGAGACCGUGUGAAAGAUGCUUUCACUAAGGCGGGAUUCUGCUAUCUUAAGAAUCAUGGAAUCGAUCAGAAUUUAGUGAGUCAAUAUAUGGAUAUUUCACGUGGGUUUUUCGAACAACCGGUAGAGGAAAAAAUGAAACACGUUCGGGGGACUGACUCAAAUUUUGGCUGGGUCGCCGUAGAAAGGGAGAGCUUGAAUCCGGAAAGACCUGGUGACUUGAAGGAAGCGUUUAAUUACCAACCGGCGGAUGAUCCCGAUGACUGGCCGACGGCGGAAUUUCAGCAGGCAAGUCGUGAUAUGUAUUUGCGAUGCACCGAACUCUCACAUCGUGUAUGUGAUGCACUCUCAGUUGGAUUAGAUCUAGGAGAAGAUUUCAUGAGGAAUGCGCAUCAAUAUAUUGGCACAAAAGAAAAUUCGACGGCUUUGCGUAGUUUGUAUUAUCCCCCUGUACCGCCGGAAUCGAGUAUCAAACCUGGCCAAAUUCGUCUCGGGGAGCAUUCUGACUAUGGAACGAUAACUCUUGUGUUUCAAGACGAUAUUGGCGGACUUGAAGUAAACAUUCAAGAUAAAGGUUUCGUACCUGCUACUCCUAUCCCAGGAACUGUUGUAGUCAACAUCGGGGACCUGAUGCAGAGAUGGACGGCUGAUCAAUUGAUUGCAACAAAACACCGGGUGCUCAUACCGGAAGUGGAGUUUAAGAAAAGGAAGCAUCGGCAGUCUAUUGCGUUCUUUGUUCAUCCAGAUAAUAAUUACAUGAUAGAAUGCCUAGAUGGGUCCAAGAAAUACGAGCCAAUUUCCGGCCUUGAUUAUCUUAACUACAGAUUUAGUCUGACGUAUUAACCAUGUUAUUACAAGUAAAACGGACUUGCUUUGUAUUGCAACGUAAUAUUUAACAGCAGAAAUUGGGCAAGUCGGUUGUAUAAAUUGUAUAUACACAGCACUGACUGGUUGGCUGGACUGACUUUGUACCAGUGUCAAAAGACACUUGUUGCAUUGGGUGGGUUACUGACAUUAUCUAUAUUUCAGUUAUCUCAUUUUAUUUCAUUUCGAAAUAUUUUUGUUCAAGAUAUGGGCUUUAAAAUUAAAUUCAGAGUGAAUGCCAACUGGAAGGAGUGCAAUGACAAAGAAUCGUUUGUAGUCAUAUCAUAAUCUCACAUACAUGUAGUUUGUAAUUAAUGCACAGAGCACAUCUAUAAUCAUUUCGACCUUCGAGUUUUCAUUUACAAAAAAAAAGCCAAAAACACAAACAAAAAAACGUUUCAACAUGGCUCAUGCCUUGCAUUUAAUUUACUUGAAAUAAAUUAAUAAGCAGAUGUUAAUCUAAU
Messenger RNA from Ruditapes philippinarum (Manila clam), 1638 nucleotides. RefSeq lists its product as uncharacterized. The coding region runs from base 146 to 1153 and encodes 335 amino acids. Gene Ontology annotation, molecular function: dioxygenase activity. The record is from RefSeq and is a predicted model, not a curated record. The transcript has 3 exons. Lineage: Eukaryota; Metazoa; Mollusca; Bivalvia; Venerida; Veneridae.